Molecule: messenger RNA, 405 nt
Organism: Rodentolepis nana
Lineage: Eukaryota; Metazoa; Platyhelminthes; Cestoda; Cyclophyllidea; Hymenolepididae
Source: the annotation of a GenBank genome assembly
AUGGGAUUGCCGGGAGAAAUCAACUGGCGGGAUUUAUCUGCUGUGCUCAUUUAUGAAGUCAAUGUGUACGAUAUCUGCAACUUCAUAAUUGACAAAUUGCAUGGCGAAGCUCCACCUUUAUCAAACGGUGUAAUCAUCACGAACGUCUCACCUCCAAAGACGAAGGCACCAGGUGACGAUCCCGAGAGAGGAACUCCUCCUCCUCCAAAAAGUCUCCUAGCUCACAAAAUUGCCCUAUUCAAUGGCGCAAAUAACUUCGUAGGUUCCUGCGCCCACAUGUCUGUUGAUCAGAAGGAGGGUGUGAAAGCGCGACGCCAAACAAUCUCAUACUUUGAUUCUUCCAAUGUUAUAAUCCCAAUGCGCCGACUGUUCGGUUCAGGCGAUAUCGGAUUUACUGCCACGUAA